Molecule: messenger RNA, 516 nt
Organism: Paramecium octaurelia
Lineage: Eukaryota; Ciliophora; Oligohymenophorea; Peniculida; Parameciidae
Source: the annotation of a GenBank genome assembly
AUGUUUAGAAAUAUUAAAAUAGUAAGUAAUAUCAAUGAAACACAGAAGAUUACAAGAGAGCAAAUAUUAGAAAAAGUAAAUAAUGAAACUAUGAUAUAGACAUAAAAGGAUGUGAUUUAGGUUGACAAUAAAUAGAAAUAAUAGGUAUUAACUAUGUCUCAAUCUGUGUAAUUAAAUUUGAUUGAUAAUCCAUUUUAAUAGAAUGGAUAGGGUUAAGCAAUUUUGUUCAAUAGAGAUGGAUCAACUAUGAUUGUGAGUUUAAAAUAUGGAAUUGUGAAAAAGGAAGAUUUAAAUUAUCUAAUUCUUAUAAUAAACGUAGCAAUCCUAAUUAUUGUUUAGUGUAUAGCAAAAAGAUAAAUAACUUUAUUUCUGGUUGUGGCUCUGGAGAAAUUAUAUGUUGGAAAUAAAUUAACUAAAGUGAGUGGAAAUGGUCAUAACCAUCAAAUAGCAUAAUUAAUGUGUUAUGUGUUUAUUGUUAAAUAAAUAAGAGGAUCAACUUAUUUCUGGAGGGAAUGA